GUGUUGGAGCACUGCUGGCACGUUCCGAUGUUUUUUUUUGUCCUGGCGCGAGCCGUGUUGGGAAGGAACACUCGCGAAAGCAACGACCUUUUGUUCCAAGUCUUCGUUUCUUGUUCCCGCGCCAUUGUCGUGUCACCGUUCACGUCCUGUCCUUCAUUCAAUUUCAACGAAACGCCGCCGGGCGCACGGAAACGGAAAACUCAGCCCUAGCCUCGCGCCAGGCCCCACUCUGCCACUCGCGCAUCCGAAUGUGAAUCUGGAUCGGCUGCCUGCUUUGUUAUUGGCAGUUGGACAGCCCUGGAAAAGUUUUCAUGGAGGAUGAUAGAGACGUAGACUUCUGUCGUCUGGGUGAUUCUUCGAUCGUUUUUGUGCUGACCAUGCUGUGACCUGCAAGAACGUUUGCUCUAACAGUGACUGACUUUGGCUAACAACAUGUGUCGACCCACGUCAGCCCGUUAGUGCUCGCGUCAUGGACCUGCCGUCGCCCUGAUGUUGCGAAUGGAUAACCUCACCGAGCAUGAAUCAGACCCCUAGGCCCCCAGCCCCAGCCCCUGCCUGUGUUCUGUGUUGUGUAAUUGCCGUGACACCGAGAAGCUGCCCCAUGCCUCAGAAUGGAGCCCCAUCCGUGUAGCGACCGGGACGGCGCGGUGCUCGACACGGGGCAAAGGCAGCUUGCGGGCCCCGACGGGGCAGCCUCAGCCCCAGCCUCGGCCGCCACAGAUAAACUGACAGGAGGGUGCAAUCAAGAUGGCCCGAAGAAUGCACCCGAGUCAACAGACGAGGCUUUGGGGGAAGCGUCGGCACAGGCAGCGGAAGAAACUCACUCCGAGUGUAGUUCUCCCGCAGUCCUGCAAGAGAAGACAAGCGAAGAGUGUGCUGGAAGUGACGGUGCUGUAAACAUUGUACGUGGAAGUGCUGAGUGUUCCGAAGAGAACGCAGAGAUGACUGGUGUUUGUGAAUUCAAGAGCGUUACACCAAUCAUUGUUAUUGAGCAUGAUAGUGCUGAAAGCGGGGAAGGUGACAACUCGAAUGAUGACGAUAUGGACCCUUUGAUUACCAUUGAUGAUACUGAGUCUCAAUCGUCUGAUCUAAUCAACUUCGAUACAGUUUCAUAUGAUGUAAUGUGUCAGCAUGGCGGGGAAGACGAUGAUGACGAAAAAAGCAUUGCUACUCUUUCAAGUCUUUCCUGUGAUAUCAAAGUGGACUCACCGUCUAAACAUUCUCAGGCCUCAAACUCAUCAGGUCUCUCCAACUUAUUAGACUCCUCUAUCAAAGAAACGCUUGGCUUGGCAGUGAACCCAUCUGCACUGACUGAUGGUGCUGGAUCUGCUGCCAGUAGUUGUCCAUCCAGCCCAUCCCUUCAAUCUUCAAAGACGGUGUCCUCUGCAGUGGAUGAAAGCAUUUCCGAAGCAUUUAUGAAUGUGUUGCAAAUAAGUGAAGCAGAUGAAGCAAGACUUGUUAAUUGUGAUAGUAAAGUAUUAAGCGAAAAGGACUCUGAAGAUAGUUGCAGAGUGGAAAGUGAAGAAUCUGCUUGUGCUGUUAGAGCUGCAUCCCCACAGUCAGUGGAUGUUUUCAGAGACCCCAAUCCUGUUGAAGAAACCAUUGACAUUCAAUGUGGAGAUCUUGUAUUAGAUUCCAAUGGUGCCGAAGAAAUGUCAUGUCCUGUUGUAGAAAACCUGUCUCACUCCAAUGCUGAAAAUAACUUAAGAUGUUCUCCUAAUGAAUCUAACAUUGAAUUGCAAAUGUACGAUGGUGACCAUAAUAUUUCUGAAUCCUUAAAUGUACCUGAAAUCUCUAUAUUAAACUCUCCUGAGGAUGAUAUAGACAUGCAUAAGGAGGAUGCUGUGAAUUCCUCUCCUGAGAUAAGAGAGCCUGAACCUUCUGCUCUUCUCACACCAAAUGAAAAUGACAACCAAAAAUUCCACGAGGAAGAAAACGAAGUUAACAGUGCUGUGAUGUCUUCAAGUCUACUAACUGGAAACCAUGUGAACCAUCCGACCGAUUCAGGUGUGCAGGAUUCAAAUGAUAAUCUUGUUGGCAUUUGUGAAGGAGAAGAUAUUAUUUCAUUUAUGUUGCAUCCAGAUUCUCCUGCUAAAGUACCUGAAAUUUCCCAAAAUAUUUCAUCAACAUCAAUUGAAGAAAUAAUGUCCAUCAGUACUUCUAAUAAUGUUGACAUUAAUGUUGCACUGUCAUCAUCAACAGAGGAUGACAUCCAUUUUUCAACUGGCUCUCGUGAUGAAGCUCUUGUGUCAUCAACUUCAAAUGAAGACAAUUCUUGCUCUGCUCCUGUUGUAUCAUCAAUUUUGGAAAAUGAGGCAAAUGGAACUGAAGAACAUGUUUCUUCUCAAACGUCAAUUGUCAAUGAAAAUAUUCCACUUGAAGAAAAUAUUUCAUCUUCUACAGCCUCAUUGGUAUCUGGAGAGGAUAUAAGUGUGGAUACUUCUGAGAAAAUUACGACAAAUAUUAUGGACAGUCAAAACAUAGAAGAUGUAUCUAACUGUUCUCAAGUUGCUAGAACUCCGUCUCCUGCUGACUCUGCUCUUUCCAUGUCCAACUGUGUAACAUCAGAAGAAUCACUUCAGCGCAUGAGUUGUGAUAGCUCCAAUGGAACCAUGGAACUUAUUUCUCUGGAAGCCAUCAAUGGCGAUCUUUCAUCUACUUCGGAUGGACUUUCUGUGCCAGCUGGAAAUAUUAAUGAUGGCUUCCAAGCCAAUGGAGAUCUUACACAGUCUGCAACUGUGAUGCUUGACAGUAAAGCCAAAAAUUCUGAACCAGUUGAGAGUCCUAACUCAGGGAAAGUGGUAGAAUCACCUCUUUCUGAAGGUGCUCUUUCGGAAGAAGUAAUGAAUAAUGCACAAGAAUGUUUGAAUGUGAACUUUUCUGCAAGGUCACAAUUAGUUGAGGACUUGAAAGAAAAUUCGGACUCUAUCAGUUCACAUGCUGAGACUGGUUUCCCCAAUGAGAGUGGAUCUUUUGAAACUGUUGAGAGGCCAACAACUUUGCCUGAAAUCAAUCAAAACAAUCCAUCACCUGAGAAGUCAUCUGGCAUGAACUUCUCUGAAUUCCUUGACCUCUUCAACAUGUCAAACAGAGAAGGCCUGUCCAAACCUAAACAGUAUGAUGUUGCUACUCUUGAUGAGGCUCAACAAAUAGCAAGUUUGCUUGUGGAUGAUAUAAUACAAAUGGCAAUGAUUAAGGUAGAAGAAAAAUUGACUUCAUCAGAAUCUUUGAUUGAGGAUCGUGUUGAAGCUGUGCAAGUGGCACAAAUACUUGUUGAUGGUGUUCUUUGUGAAGCGCAUGCAAGUUUUGUUGAUGUUGGAAAGGCUGAAAUCUCUACAAUCUGUGAUAUUAAAGACAGUGGGAGCCACCACCCUGCGAGCUCCUCUGCAACUGUAGACUCUCAAGUCACUGAUAAUAUUCUCAGCACAGAACCUUGUCUUGUUAGUUUCCCAGAGAGUACUGUGAACAUCACAGAGGAAUUGCCAGAUUCUCAGAAAAAUAUUCUUAACAUUUCAGAAGACGUUUGUGAAGCAAAGACUGAGCCCAGCCAGGAGGAGAGCCAGGCCAUUGCUGACGAAAAUCUGCCUUGCAUUGCUGAAACGACUUCUAACAUCAAUAGCGAUAGCACCUCAGACAUUGUAAAUAUUUCAGAAGACAAUAGCUUGAGUGAUAGUCUAGUUGAUGGGCAAUCAAAAGAUUCUGUCAGGACUUCAUCCACUGAGAAUGCAGGAGCAGAUUUGUCCAGAAGUAGUUUGCUCACAACGUCUGAGCUGGGCUUAAGGUCAGAGGCCAGUCUAUUUGUAGAUGGUGUGCUACAAGAGGCUGUGAAGAAAUACGAGGAAUCGUCAUCCAGUGAGACAAGCCCUGUGAAAAUCAGAAGUCUUGCUCUGGAUUCAGAAUUCUUCCAAGAAGACGAGGAACUUGCCACUCCCUGUGGGGAAAUGUUGACAGAGCAUUUCAUGGAUUUUGAAAGUGGCAGGAAUGUUAGUGUAUUUUGUAGCAUACCUGAAAAUAGAAAUGAAGACCAUCUUCUAGCGUAUGACAGAGUGGCUCACACCAUUGGUAACAGAGAAGUUGAUUCAGAUACUGGUAAAAGUCUCAGUGUCUUUAGAAUAGAAGAAGAUGUUUUCUAUGAAAUUCAAAGAGCCAGCACAUGCACAAGUGUCUUUGAAAGCGUAGAAGAGGAAGAUGAAGAUAUGAUUGAUACAACCAUUCCAGUUGAAGAGCGACCCGAAAAGACUUUAUCUACUUCUGCGUCUUUCCCCAGCUAUGAUAAAGAGAAAUUUGGUACCUCUGAUGACCCAUUCAGUGCUGAUUGUGAUGCUUUUGAGGAUGCUGUUGGUGCUUUUCUUUCAAAGGAGAGAUUAGCUCAUAAUGAGUUGAGAAAUAGAGCCAAAUCUGAUUUUAGUGGAGCAACUGAGCAACAAUCAGAGGUCACUUGUAGAGCACUGGUUUUAAGGCACCCAGAAAUUGAUAUCAGUAACUCAGAUGAGAAGAAGCGAAUGGCUGAAAAGUGGGCCAAUGGGGGUGAGUCAGAAGUUCCAGAUACUCCAGAAAUGCGGGAAAAGCAGAAAGCUAUUAAAGAGGCCUUGGAUUCUGACGAUGAUGUUGCUGUGAAGCUGUGUCGUCUUGCUUUGACUGAAGGAGGGUUAAUAAAUGAUGCCCUGCGACGUGAAGCUUGGCCAAGAAUGCUUGGCUUAGAUCCAACCCUGGAGGUGAAUGCUCCGUCUUUGGAAGAUCUUAAAUCACAUCCGGAAUACGAGCAAGUUGUUCUAGAUGUGAAUCGAUCCCUGAAAAGGUUUCCACCUGACAUUCCUAAAGAUCACAGGGAAACUCUCCAAGACAAAUUGACUCGUUUGAUUAUGUAUGUGAUAUCUAAACAUCCACACCUCCGAUAUUACCAAGGCUACCAUGAUGUAGCUGUUACAUUUCUUCUUGUGGUCGGAGAGAGUAUAGCUUUUCAAAUAAUGGAAAGAUUGUCUACGGAGCACUUAUCAGACUGCAUGCAGCCAACAAUGGAGCGCACCUCUUACCUGCUCCACUUUAUUUAUCCUCUUCUGCACCGUCUUCAUCCUACCUUAGCAGAUUACUUAGAGAGGUCUGAAGUGGGGACCAUGUUCUGUUUGCCGUGGUUCCUCACUUGGUUCGGCCACAGCUUGGACCACUACAAGGAUGUCGUUCGUCUGUAUGACCACUUCCUGGCUUCGCCUCCACUGGCCCCCCUGUACGUUGCGGCUGUCCUGGUGGCUCAUCGUGCUGAUGAGGUGCUUGCUGUCGACUGCGACAUGGCUGCCAUCCACGCAUUACUCUCGCACAUACCAGACUCCCUCCCUCUGGAGAUUCUCCUCCGUGAUGCUACAGAGCUGUACAUGAAGUUCCCUCCGCAAAGCAUUGAGAGAGAAGUGGAGGAAAGGUUCAGGAACGAGCAGGAGACGGAGGCCAGGGAGAGGGUGCGCGCGUUGCGGCGCCGGCACGCGCGCCGCACCGCCAGCGGCACGUGGCAGCUCGCGGAGAUCCAGGAUCGCAUCGGCGGCUCCAUGAUGGUGCUCAAUCGCUGGAUGCCGCCGUGGGUGGUGCAGCAGCAGCGUCUCUCGAUGCGCUUGCUGUUUGCCUCAGCCACGUUCUUUGUAGGAUUUUAUGUAUAUUCUAGAGGAGGAGAUAUGCUCCCGUACCCCUAGCAGAAGCAACACACAACCUUCCCCGUGGUGUUGAUCUCAAUAUUUCCUUGAUUUAGCCUUUGCAUUCCACUUAGAAGAAGCAGAUUGACUUUGCAUUGUAUGGUUACUAUACCCUGCUUUCUUUUGUGUCUGUGUUCUUUCUCACCCUAGAUCUAUUAUAAAUUUUCUCUCUUUUUUUUUCUUUACUUGUGCUUCAGUGAUUGUUUUUCUUUUUUGAGUAAGUUUUUAUGUAAAUUACACCAAAUAAUGUUAUGAGGGCUGUGUGAAUUCUUGAGUGCGAAACACUCCUGCAAUGUGGUGGCAAUGUGAGACUGAUAUUAUGUACUGGCAUAUCUUUAUAUUAUUAUGUCUUAAAGUGGGGCCUUCUCAUGUUCAUGUUGUAUUGGAAUAGCAUUUUCUGUGUAUGUCCAUUUAUUUCUUGUGUAGUUUGCUUAGGCCUCACUUAUUUUUCUAUUUAUAGAAUAUUUUAAUGUUUCACUUUUAAAGUGUACAAAAUGUUAAUAAAAAUAAAAAUUAGAGAGACAUUAAGUUUUGUUGAACUAGUCACUGUUAAUGUUACAGAAUUUACACUAGUACUUUGAGUGAAUUGAGUAUGCUUGGUUAUCCCAGUUUCUCAUUAGUGUGGUACAUUUGUUAUUGUCGAAAGUAUGUAUUCACUAUGUACUUUGGUCUGUUUUAAAAUUUGAAAAAAUAUAAAUUAUGUUAUUGUUAUGUUUUUGUGUACCAAACUUGAAACCUAGGGAUACUAGUGCUACAGUAGGUGAAUAUUUGGAAAAUUGUUUCUUGUUUGAUUUUGUCUAGAAUGAUUGAAGAAACAAUAGCUCAAAAUUACACUCCUCUGUGCCUGACUACAUUUACUGUCUUCAGCAGCAGACUUCAGGUUCUUCAUAUUCAUUGUACUAUAAGCUUACUACCACACACUCAUGAUUAACUGAAUUCCUCUACUUUUAUUUCCAUGGUGCAAUAUAUGCUCUGUAAUACUUGCUCAGGAGUUUUAGAAAUGUUUUAGUUUUGGAAAUUAUGAUGUCAAACUUUCUUGUGUUUAAAGUUUGUUGUGUUGAGUGAGUGAUGUUGUGCACUUGUUCUAAUGCACAACUUAGAGUUUUAUGAAGCUAAAAAUGACAAAAUGAGAAUGGAAGGAACAGGUUUGUAAGUUUCUAUGUAAUGGUAAGAAACUAAGGUUUAAGGUUUUGUUAUGACAGCUUGCUUUGAACGCCAUUUUCUCAAAUAAACUACUCUACUCAAUAAAUAUCA
Thrips palmi is the source of this 6932-nucleotide messenger RNA. RefSeq lists its product as uncharacterized. Gene Ontology annotation, cellular component: endoplasmic reticulum membrane. NCBI's taxonomy places the organism in Eukaryota, Metazoa, Arthropoda, Insecta, Thysanoptera, Thripidae. Gene Ontology annotation, biological process: endoplasmic reticulum to Golgi vesicle-mediated transport; positive regulation of GTPase activity. The record is from RefSeq and is a predicted model, not a curated record. Gene Ontology annotation, molecular function: GTPase activator activity.